AUGCCUCUCUCGGCCAUCAAGACGGUCGCAAAGGCUCAGAAUGGCGUAGGGGCCUUCGUCCUCCAAUGCAAGCGUCUCGACUUCCACUACUGCAACUGGUGGGGUAGUUCCCACGGGAUGAACACCUUCAUCAAGUCCUCGCUUCCCUCCUUUGCAAAGCGCAACCCACAAGUCGAGUUCUCGGUAUCCCCGCGGCCGCGCAAGCACCCAGUCAUAAUAGCACAUUACAUCAACGGCACCCAGCGAUCGAUAUGCGUCAAAAACCUACAAAAUGAAGGUGUUAGGGAGAAAGCCGAGCUACUACGAGACUCGAAUGGAGAGAAGAACAGGAAAAUUGGCAAGCCAGUGGCCAGUAUCAAUGAGAGCGUGCGAGGAAUUUGGGAUCCAUUCCAUGGAGCAAAGAUAAAUAUAUAG
Molecule: messenger RNA, 414 nt
Organism: Cucurbitaria berberidis CBS 394.84
Lineage: Eukaryota; Fungi; Ascomycota; Dothideomycetes; Pleosporales; Cucurbitariaceae
Product: mitochondrial ribosomal protein-like protein subunit L51
Exons: 3
Coding region: 1-414 (137 amino acids)
Biological process (GO): mitochondrial translation
Cellular component (GO): mitochondrial large ribosomal subunit
Molecular function (GO): structural constituent of ribosome
Source: RefSeq, a predicted model, not a curated record